GUGCACUUUAACAUGUUUAACAGACUCCAAUUAGUCUCUAUGACUAUGACAAUUCCUCUACUGCGGGACUGCUCCCUUGUUCGGACCGAAGGUGCAAACAUUGCUCUGACGAGAGCAACCAGUGUGAGUAUAGUAUUUUGUAUAUGGGCGGAGAAGAAGCCACCGGUUAUUUCAUAUCAGAUGAGUUUUCUCUUGAUAUGAUUCCGGUGCACUCCCAAGGUGCACAUGGAUCUUCAACACCCAUUAUUUUCAGGUGUUCUACCACGGUGUCCGGUCUUUUCGCUGAGACCGAGCUUUCACUCAAUGGGAUAUUGGGAUUAAGCCAAGGUCCAUUGUCUGUCGUAUCACAGUUAUCCUCUCGAGGGAUAACUCCGAAUGUCUUCUCCCACUGUUUAAAGGGAGAUGGCGAUGGUGGAGGUACACUUGUACUGGGGGAGAUUUUGGAGCCGAGUAUUGUGUAUACUCCCCUUGUCCCCAAGUAA
This is a messenger RNA of Malus domestica (apple), 482 nucleotides long. The record is from RefSeq and is a predicted model, not a curated record. NCBI's taxonomy places the organism in Eukaryota, Viridiplantae, Streptophyta, Magnoliopsida, Rosales, Rosaceae.